CUCGCUUGCGAUCGAGUCUGAUCCUCACCUGACUCGGUGACAUGCUCUCGCUCACGACUCGCAAGCAGAUCUGUUGGCUCGACGAGCCUGUUUCAACAGAGUCGCACCAAUUCCGAGCACUUUGGUGCCUCCGUCUCAACUCACCUCCUUCAACAAAAAGUAGCCCUCGAGGCAAGCUUUGACGACUCAGCAAUCUCCUGCACACGCUACGAACUUUUACGACGAACCAUACUACGACGUGCGUCCACCUGCUGGCGCGCGACAAUCCCUGUGCUCGUACAAGAGAGGUCCAAGCAGCGCUCACGACACGAGGUUGUGCCUCAACCUAUCACACUGUGGCACUUGGCGUCUAUAUGCCACCUGUUCAAGCCAUCUUCCCUGCAAUCGACCCAUCCUCGAGCCAGCAUGUCCUUGAGCGUCUCGCCUGAACUCAAGCAGGCUUUCGACGAAGCAUCGAGCAGCUUGCUUGAUCCGGAGGAUACUCUCUUGCCUCGAGCUUUUCUUGUUCGUCUGGAUGGCAAGCAGCUGGUCAUUUCGGAGACCCGCAGCCCUUCAGAUGCGGCCAAGUCAGAGUGGACUCAACUGCUGGAAGAGCUUUUGACCACGGCUUCCACCACGCCUGGGUAUGUGCUCUACAGGCUGGAUUCAAGGAGCAGCGCUGGUCAAUAUGAAUGGCUGCUCGUCACCUUCAGACCCGAUGGCGCUCCUAUCAAGCAAAGGAUGCAGUAUGGCCCCUCUCAGGAGGCUCUGACCAGAUCGCUCGGAGAGUGGUCGUUCCUAGAGAUCAUCCAUGCGAGUACGCCCAAGGAUUGCAUAUUUCCAACCAAGCUUCGCAGCGACCGCAAGCAUGAUUAUCAAAACCCACAGACCGGAACUUUGUUGGAGAAGGCGACCUUCGACCCGUCAAGCUCUAAUGGAGGGGUUCACUUUGACGCGGUCAGGACUCCGGCUCAGCGACCUUCGCCCAUUUUGGCGGGCAAGCCCGGUCUGGCGGAUGCGGUUGCAGUCCAGGAUGAUGGGGAUGACGAAGGUCGAUCAACACACGAAUCGAUCACACCUCUGCGAAGUGUGCCCAGCGUCAUCAAGUCGAGUCCCGUAAGCCCUGGAGGUGGGGUCAGAAUAUCCAGCCUUAGGCGGCCCGAGGGUCGGCGCAGCAGCUUGCACUCUGCUUCUGAUCUUGUCCCGGAUGGUCUCAACGGCCUCGAGGAACCCAUGCAGCGUGGCACCGCACUUUCUCCUGCACGGGAAGCGGGUUCUGCCUCGCGUCCGAAGUCAAUGCUGUCUGCCGGCUCACCGCUGGACAUGCUCACUUCUGCGCUCUCAGAAGGACCGGGUGCAUCUCCUUCACCUUCGCGCGCCUCGCCCUCGCUGACAUCCCUCCAGCCGAGGGAUGCCCGAACAGACCGAAGGGGUUCGUCUUUGCAGGUACCACAAGAAGAAGCUGACGCUGACAGUGACCUGGACAAGGAGCUUGGCACCUCCUCCAUCAAUAAGACAUCGCGGCGCAUGUCUAUGUUCGAUUUCCUGAAAAGCACUCCGCCGAGCCAGAGUGCCCCGUUGCCUCCCGAGGACAUGGGCACAAGUCAGCGCGCUCCUGUGGAUCGCUCUUCAAUACUUCCACGCGUUGCUGGUAGCCACGAACUCACGUCGAGCGCGUCAUUAGGUGCUAACAGCCAGGAUCAUGCCCCAUCAACUUCGAAGAAUGAUCGUACUCCCAUCAACACACGCCUUCGCCCCUCCCCAAUUGAAGCGGCGCGCACUCCACGCACGUCCCGUCUCUUCGCCCGCUCGCCGGUUGUGGGUCACCCACAGAACUCCUUGGCUCCCCUCUCUGCGCCUGCCAUACCCUCGGCUUCUUCCUCGUUCCCUGCUGGACCGGCCACCGCCCAGCCAUAUCAGAGCAACGGAUCGCUGACCGCUUUUGAGUUUUUGGCAACACAACCACCUCCCAGAGCCAGGAGCAGAAGUCGGAGCCCUGGCGCUGCCGAACAGGAACGCCAUCACAGUCAUUUCCGAAGGAGGCCGAGCGUGGAAGGCGAACGGGAGACAGGAGAGUUGGGGCACCACUCGAGCAAGUCAGUGGCGGAAGAGGACAGCUCGUCGAACUUGCAGCUUCGCGUCAUGCCAGUCAGCGAAUCACUCGUCAUGUUUGGCUCCACUCACACCAGUGCCAACUACUCCGUUAGCGGCAGGCUUGUUCUUACCAUCCCUUUGCGUAAGAGCCCAAGCCGGACAGCGGAGCCUCCAGAGGGUAAUGUCAAAGUCGCCAAUGAAGGCGCUGCGACAGGCUUUGGUGCUAUUGUGGACAGUGGGACUUCAUCACGGUCGGCCUCUCCGUCGAGACGAUUAUCAGAGGAUUGGCAGCACAUGCUGCCGCUCUUCGACUUUGGCUCGCGUCGCGGCUCGCAGGCAAACGCAGGCGAGCCAGCGCAACGCGAUGGAGCAGCACUCGCGUCAGCUGGCAGCAGUGGAACGAUGCCUGCCCUUGCUGAAGGCGCGAAAUCAUCAGGGGCUGCGGAGGAACAGAUGAAGCUUGCCGUCGAAGAGGUAGCAGAGCCACGGACAACCACCGAUGCUCGUUUGGGCGAUGUGCGAGCAAAGCCGACCGAGCUUCGUGUGACAUCGCUGAGGGUAUACUUUGCCGGCUACGCACAUUAUGUUGAUCAUUCGGGACGAUUCUCUGCACUCCGUCUCGCGGACGUGCAAGAAGAGCUUUUGCCACAAGGAUACGACCUACCUCUAUCCAGCGGCCACGCCCACGCGUCGACCUCAGCCGCCAAGUACGACAUUGAAUUUACUUUGGGCGUGCCAGGGUGGCUACCGGCAAGCAUCACGACGAGAUUCGGGGGCAACUUUUACUGCCUGCGGGCGGAGGCAACCUAUGUCGAUCUGACCCGCAAUUCUUCGUUCACAGCUCGAAGCAGUAGCACGAAUGUUUUGCCGAGCGAGGUUGCGACCUUUGGUGGUCUCCUGCCGAGCCAGAGUGCGCCAAGCGGACUAUUGCUCGGGGGAUCCUCGCUGAGAUCACCAUAUGCUUCAGGAGAUGACCGCAGCGCAAAUGCCAGCGGCGAUGAGUAUCAGGCCACGAGAGCCCCUGCCACCUCGUCAAAUGGUCACGCGCAAGCCAGAGAUGCAGAUAGCGCUUCAUCGCCGCGUUCCAAUGGACGUGCAUUGCCAAGCCCCCUGCAGCCUACCGAAUCCACACAAGACCGUGCUCCUGAUCAGUCGCGCAGCUGGCUUGGAAGGCGAGGACGACUGCUGCGUGUGCGAGCAUCCAUGUCUCCUUCUUCGCCCCUGCGAACUUCAACAAACUCCAGCUUUGCAGGAGAGUCCGCACAGCGUCUGCCGCCGUUGGUCCCACACUCUGAUCUCCACGGGGUCUCACCUCAAGGGGAUUGCACUCGUCGUCAGACCAUGCCGCCCGAAACAAGCCGCCAACAGCAAUACAAUUUGCACAGUGACGUCGUACCAAUCAACAUUCGCCGAUGUAGGGACGUUGUCCCAGUGCCUGUAGCACGUCUUGCCGUCAUUGGCCCCGAAGGUCUGCCGCUUGGAGCUCAGCAAGACCCUCCACCGCCAACGGCUUUGCGAAAUCCUGCAGCAAAUACCGUGAUCACAGCACAGCCUCAUUCAGUAGCUGAUCACCCGAGCACAACGCCAAGUGUCAGAUCUACACCCGCUCUGGAGCCUGCUGCUUCAGCAGGACCGAAUUUGCCUUCGAUCGACUCCGCCCCGGUAGUGCAGCCGCGCCGUUCCUCAGCGGUGGAUGCAGAAAUUCAGAGCGCCACUGCAGCUACAGCAACCUCUCGAGCUCCAUCCGCCCCGGCUCCACCCUUGGACGCGGUGAAUGGCGAUUCGCAGCCACCGAGAAGACCCGACGAACCCGUUCCCAUCGGCAUACUGCCAGUCGCGCCAGAUGUCUUCAGUGCUCCAAGCGACCCAGCCAAGCUGGCCCAGCUCACACGGCCUCCGUCAGCACCACAGCGCGCUUCAAGCGUGCCCAUGCCUGAAGGAUCCACGAGCUCACAACCUAGCGGCCCGGCGAGCGUCACAAACACUCACCCAAUGGCUCAAGGCACCUCUGUGGCCGGUAGCAGCCGUCAGCCUCAGGCAGCCAUGCGGCACUUCUUGCAUCGGCCUGUGCUUCAUCCACCAGCUGACUCGGGCAUCACGCCCCAGGAAUGCGACAAGGAUGGAGGGCUGCCUUUUUCGCUUACUCUUUCGCUCCCAUCUCAUGUUCAAGUGGAUGGGCCCAAGAGCGACAUGCUCAGCUUUGGCGUCCAGAUUGAGGUCGGCAGAACUCCCGGAUGGUCGAAGGUCCGCGAUCUAGGAGGCCUGAGGCUGCGCGACAUGGAGCUUGUCUGUCUGCAGAGCGAAAGACACACAUCGGUUGCAUCGCGCACGUUUUGCCAUGCUUUUCCACUGCCGUCCGAGCCCUCGACAGCAGCAAUCGACUUGCCGAUUUUGAGCGGACGCUCCAACCAGGGUCGUUUGUUAGAGUCACGAACGCGGUCAACAUACGACCGAUCGCUGGUCGCCUAUCACAUCCAACUAGCCGAGCAGGGCAAGGCUCCAAAGCAGGACCACAACAAUGUGGAGCGCGUUCGGACCUGCGUCGUCGGUCCUCCGCCUUCGGCAAAAGAAUUGGCCGAAGCAGCGGCGGAGGGGCAGGGAGCGAACAAGGCCAAUGGCGAUGCAGCAGCCACGCAAGGCAAGGGAAAGGGCAAGGCCAAACAGCGCGAGCAAGGCGCAGGAAACCGCACUGUUCGCAGCAGGUCUGAUCGGCCCAGCGACCGCGAAGGAGAGGGUUCGACAAGCGAGGGCAACGGCAGCAAUGGUGCACAAGCAGCAUACCUGCCCAAUGGCGCACCGGCGCCAAAGAAGACGUCGCGGGGCCGCCGGGCAUACGAGUCGGCCAUGCGCGGUCUUUCUUCCUUUGCGAACGCCAUAGCCGAGAUGAGCGUUGAGGGCGAAACUGCGAUGUUCGAACAGCUUUCACACCAAUACGACGACGAGCGCCGUCGGGGCGAUGGAUCUGGCCGCCCUGCGCGUGAACGUAAUGGCCAGAGGCAGCGAGAAGGCGGGGAGGAUGAUAGCGGAAACGGUCCCAGAGCGACCUACAAUUUCACCGGAGAUGAUGGCCAUGGCGUUGAUCUGACACGUGGUCGUGUCAGGAUGACUGUCAACCUUCCAUUGGUGCCUUCCUCUGCCCAGAUCGCAAAACGUCACGGCCUCCCUCAGCUUGUCUCGGACUUUGAAUCGCCGUACAUUCGCAUCAGACACAAGCUUCGGGUCAAGCUGGGCUUUGGAUUCGGGCAUAAACCUCUUGGGGGUGUUGGAGAAGGUGACUGGGGCCAGGCCCUUGUUUUGCAAGUGCCUGUGCGUUUCACAGAUGCUCCGCCAAAGGAAGUUCGAGACCAAUUCGCGCCGAUGCCGCUCAGCGCGGUAGCGGCGUCGGCCACCCCAGACAGCUUUCCUCCCACGGCGCCGACUGUGUCACAAGAUCAAAGUGGCCCACCGGUGCUCCCUGCUUACACGCAGCUUUUCAGAGAAGACGGGUCGCGCCUGGCCGACGAAGGAGAAGACUUGCCACAGUAUCCGGGACCAUCGAAUUUGCCACUGCCUCAUCGUGGCAGCGUGACUGCACCCAGUCCCCGACCAGACACAGAGAUUGCGGAUCCCGAACCAGGCUUAUCUGCCCUGCUGAGCCCCUCGGCAAGCAAUUCCUCCGACGCCGCGACGAUCAGAGCUGGCGGGGGUUUGACCGACACAGGUGCUGUCAGUGCCACUUCGUCACCAAACUUGGCAAGAUCACCUGCGUCGCUGCGAAGAGGCUCGAAUCGCAUCAUGCCCAGCCACGUUGUGGAUGAAGAGCUCCUUGAGGGCCAGGUCUCAGGAGAUCGGCUCGCUGCUAUGCGUGAGCACCAGCAAGAUCUUGACGAGCUUCGCAACGAGGUCGAAGCGACCGACAAUCCUUUGAGCAGCUCAGAAAGCGGAACUGGUGAUGAGGGCGGGGACGAGGAUGAGGAUGAGGACGAUGAUAACGAAUAUGAGGAGGAUGAUGAAGCAGCGGCAGCUCGAGGGGUUGGCACGAUUUUCCGCGAGAGGCCGCAAGUGCCGCUUUGCGCUCGUGAACGUCAAGAUCAGAAUCAGCACACUUCUUGAAGCACUGACAAGCCUGACAGUUUGAGUCCAAGACUCCAGACUGAGCUUCCACACGCACUCGUCCUACAAGCACUGAGGAUUCGCACGUGACCUGGCUCUUACCCAUCACCUGCUUUUCGUCAUCAACUUCUCGCUUUCGUGAACCCUCCCUCUUUCAAAUGAUCACGACUCGCACCAACGAAUUGCACAUCCGAACCACGGCUUCGCGGAGUCUGCAUCAGCAUCUCAAUUGCAUUAUUCCUCCUUGCUUAGACGUAACCUGCUCGUAUAGACGAUGAGGAGGCCGUGCGCUGUGUGUUGACAUCGUGGCCGAGCGCGUGAGGUAUGACGAG
This is a messenger RNA of Ceraceosorus guamensis, 6497 nucleotides long. RefSeq lists its product as hypothetical. Bases 406 to 6165 code for a protein of 1919 amino acids. Gene Ontology annotation, cellular component: actin filament; cytoplasm. The transcript has 7 exons. The record is from RefSeq and is a predicted model, not a curated record. Gene Ontology annotation, biological process: actin filament depolymerization; barbed-end actin filament capping. NCBI's taxonomy places the organism in Eukaryota, Fungi, Basidiomycota, Exobasidiomycetes, Ceraceosorales, Ceraceosoraceae. Gene Ontology annotation, molecular function: actin monomer binding; actin filament binding.